UAUUGAGCAUUUUUUGUAAAUUGAAACAACGGAAAAGACGACAGGAAGAAUGGGAAAAAGUUAGAUCAGUUGAUCAACCUUUAGAAGCACCCGAAGAAGUUUGUGAUUCAAGAUGUUUAUAUGAUAGGUUGCAGGAACAGAAAAAUAAACGGGAUUCAGAAUAUGAAGAAGCACAUAAACUCAAAAAUAUGAUAAAAGGUCUUGAUGAUGAUGAAAUAGAAUUUCUUGAUUUAGUUGAUAGAACAAAAAUUGAAGAAGAGCGUAAAAAAAAUUUAGAAGAUGAAAAAGAAAUGAAAGAUUUUAAAGCAGCAGUUGCUUCUUUGCAAGAAAAAUCUAUAGAUGAAAGAUUAAAACAAGAACUAAAACAACCCCAUAGUAAUAAUAAAUCUACAGCUUCUGGAAAUAAAAAUUCCCAGUUACGAUUAUUGGCUGGAGUGAUUGUAAAAAAAUCUAUCAAAACAGAAAAUAAGUUUAUUAAUUCAAUGCAAGGAACAAAAAGAAGACUUUCUGAAGUAGAAAAUAGUAUUACAGAAAAUAAAUUAGAUGACUCACAAUGUUUUGUAAAAAAUCCUCAAUUAGAAACUGGUGCCCUCAAGUGUAUAGCAAUAUUACCAGGUUUGGGUUCUUAUGAUAAUUCAAGUGACAGUGAGUGCAGUUCAGAUGAACAAGAAUCAGAAUGUAAACAAAUAAAAUUAGAUAUUUUAGGUCGUCAGAUUUUAGAGCCUAAAGCCAAGGAAGAUAAUUAAUUAUUGGUUAAAAUUUAUUUUUAAUAUAAACAUUUGUAAUUAAAAUAAGA
Molecule: messenger RNA, 796 nt
Organism: Ceratosolen solmsi marchali
Lineage: Eukaryota; Metazoa; Arthropoda; Insecta; Hymenoptera; Agaonidae
Product: protein FAM192A
Exons: 6
Coding region: 189-746 (185 amino acids)
Cellular component (GO): nucleus
Source: RefSeq, a predicted model, not a curated record